UUUUGGGCGUCCUCUAUCAUGCUACACUUCAAAGUUCGUUGGUCCGGAAAUUGAAAAAAAACAGAAAAAAAAGAACACACUUUACAUUCAAGUACAUCUAAGUGAAGUUAAACUAAUCUAAUCCGAUGGAUUGGUAGACAGUUAAAGUGGUCUUCAGUUGACCUGUGAAAGGGUGUUUCUCAGUUAAGCAAUAACAAAAUGACCACAGUCUGGACAGCAAGCAAUCUACGUCGACAAGAUGGACGUUAUAACAGUCUAUCCAGAAGUUUAGGAUCUUUAAUGUCAAUUGUACUCGAUGAGGAUAAAUCUCCAUCCGUGUUGAUUUUUUCUAAUCAAUCACCAAGAGAGACUAAUUUACAAACAAGUGUCUCUGUUGGUGAUCGAGUCGGAGAUGAGAAUAUUUUGCCGUUAAAUGGAUUAAGUUUUCGUUCAUUACAAACAGACUCUUCUUCAUCGAUUGCAUUUGUUGGCAAAAAAAUUAAACGUGAAUAUCAAUCGGCGUUUGUAUUGCCUGAUAAACAAACAAUUGGUAUUAUUCGUCAAGAAGCGUUUAUGACUGAAGAAGGUUUAGCUCAAGUCACGCUUAGUUUAUGCGUUUCGACUCAUUUAGAUGGUUUAAAAGUUAGUAAAAGUGAAAGAAUAUGUGAUUACCUUGAUACGGACUAUUGGGCUUCCAUUUUAUUAGCUUCCACUGAAUCUCACGAUGCUGAACUAUUAGGAUAUAUGGGACCUGAAUAUACUUCAAGAAAACCUAAUCGUUUUAACUUUGAACGUUCUGAAAGCCGACGACGUAAACGAGAAAUUGUGCUUGUUCAAGAAGAGAUUGAAGAUAGCGAUGAGAAAGAUAAUGUUGGGCAAUUUGAUGGUAGCAAUAUUUUGCCUGAAAGUGUUACAGUGUACGAAAAAGUAUAUCAUAAAGAAAAGGAUGAAUGUGAUCCCCAAACACAUCGAUUAAUCUUGCAUCCUCCACCACCCCUUCCACCUGCACAGCUGCCAGAAUCACCGCCGCCUUCACCACCGAAAACAUUAAAAGUAUCUGAAAGAAAUGCUUCACCAAAACCACAACUAACUUCGAGUAGAAAUUCAUGUCAGCCAAAAGAACAAGCCCCAAUAAUUGGACGGGCUGAACCACCUGGAAAAACUAAACCAAUUGUAAGUAGUCCGAAAUCUAAAGAAAAUUUUGAAAAACUUAAACGUCAAUGGAAUAAUCGUAUUGCUCAAAUGCAAGAACAUUUAGAUAAUCAGUAUCGCGAUACACCAACAUCUCUACCACAAACUUAUACAGAAGGACAUCGUGGUUCUACAGUUACAUCAAUUCUCCCCACAGUAGAUAAAAGAUCUUCUGAUCCAUAUGUAAAAAGUCGAAUUUCAUCUACUGACCAAAGACUCUCCCCUGAACAAGCAUAUGAUCAUCAAUCUCUUCCGGAUAGAACUUCAAUUGAUCAUGGAUCAAAUAAAGAGAAUUUUAUUUUUCACAGCUUUGAUUAUAUCAAUUCAUCAUCACCGGGUUCCGGUGAUCUAGUGGAUCCGGUUACGGAACGUUGUGAAAAAGAUGCACAAUUUAUCUAUAGUCAAGCAAGACUAUUUGUUAAUCAACAAAAUAUAGGCAGAUUAAGUCCACGAAAAUUAUCAGAGAGUAGUUCAAUGAAUGAUAUAACUAAAUUGAAGACAACCAAUUUAAAUCAUCAACAAUUUGAACAAUUAUUAAUAGAUAACACAGUGAAAUAUACUGAAUUAAACAACAAUAAUCAAUCAUCAAUAUCAUUUCUAAUUGAUAAAUUGAAUAUAGAACAAUCAUCGGAACAAGCUUAUAUUUAUCAAUCAAUUUAUUCACGUUAUCCAAUCACUAUUAAAAAUAUAAGCUCAUAUCAUCAAAAUAAUAAUAAUAAUAAUAAAUUGAUUACUAAUAAAAUCAAUAAUCCUAUGAUCAUGAAAGAAUUAUUCAAUAAAUUUGCAAAACAUGAAUUAAUAUUAAAUCGUGAACCAACUUAUUCAUUUUAUAUACCAAUACAAUUAUCUACUACUGAAUUGAAUUUACAUCGAUAUAGUAAAACAUUACCAAGAUAUAAUAAUAAAUAUGAUAUGAUUAUCCAUGUCAAUGAUUUACAUAAUUCAUUAGACAAUAAUAAUAAUAAUAAUGUACAAUAUGAUAUGAAUAUGAAACAAUCAAUUAGACAUAGAAUGUGUACAUCGUUACCACGUACAAAACAUGCAUUACUUUAUUAUUCUCAACCAAUUAGUCCAAGAAUAGUUUCAAAUUCUUCCAUAGUAGAAGAUCAACGACAACAACAACAACGAGAUAUUCAUUCAGAGUUUAGAAACGGAAGUGAUCUAACCUAUCAUGAAAAGACGAGUUAUUCAGACUUUUAUUAUAAAGAUGAUCCAUCAACUGAUAGAAGUGAGGAAUUUAUAAAAACAUUCACUAAAUACAAAGCAUCAUCAGAAAUAAACUAUUCAACAAAGAAUAGAAUUCUUUUAGAUAUUGAUCAAAAUCAAUCACCUAUUUUAACAGGACCACAAUUAUAUCCAUCAUCAACUGAUCUAAGUUCAUUACUAAGUCCUAAAGGUGAUCAUUUCAAAAGUUAUCUAAAUAGAUACGUUGAACGAUCAGAAAAAUAUUGGAGUCUUCCAAAAAGUUAUUUCAUAGCUGAUGAACCGAUUAACAAAAAUGAAACAACUACUAAACAAUAUGAUUCAAUGAAUGAUACAUUGAAAGAUUUUAUAUAUGAUAAAUUCAAACCGUUAUCACCAACUACAGAAGCAAAAACUGAUAUAAAACUAACAUCAAAUCAAGAUAAAGACGAUUUACAUCUUCUCUUUUUAAAACCAUACAAAUCUUAUACAACAAUUACUACUAAUGAAAAGAGCUCACAACGAAUUAAAGAAAUAAAUGAAAAUGAGAAAUUCAACACUGAUGACCUCUUAAGUAAAGCAUAUUAUGAUGAAAUGAAUCGAUUGAGUAAAAGAAAAUCAUUAAAAAUGGAUGAAUUAAGUAGUACAUCAAGUUUAAGUAUAUUAGCAAAGGCAUAUGAGGAACAAAUAGAGAAGCAUAGAAAAUCGAUUUCAAUCAAAGGAAAUGAUAGUAAAACUACUACUGAUGAGUUAGGCGAACAUAAAUCUUUAUCUAAGCCAAUGAAACAAAUUAAUGAACAAGAGAAUAAACUAAUGCAAAGUGAUAUAUUGUCUGAUCAACAAGGGAAUAAUUUAACUAGAGAUGAAGAAGUUACAAAGUUUGAUGUUCAAAAACCGUCAAAACCUGAAGAGAUUCCGAAUUUACCACCCUCUGUAUUAGACAUUAAUAAACGUUUAGAACAAUAUGAUCGAAUAAGUAAGCAUAAAGAUUUAAAACCUGACAUUACACAUCAACUUGUCACUGAUGAUAAAAUUUCUGGAAAACCACAUAAAGAUCAUCUCAAUGAUCUGAUGUUAAAACAACAAGAAUUAAAGCAUCAUCGACAUCCUCCUCCUCCAAUUCAUCAUCAGAAAAGUUCUACAAAGGAUGAAAUUUUGGAGAAAUCCACUGAUGAUACACAUAAACGUUCAUGUGACGGUCCAAUGUCAUUUGCGAAAUUCAAAAAGAAUAUGAUUUCAGAUAACCUGCCAGUGGAUGAAGAGCAUAGCCAUCAUCAAGGUCGCCAUCUGUCUCAUGACGAGUCAAAAGUUUUUUCAAGAGAUUCAAAGUUUAGAAAGCCAAUACAUAACAAUGAAGGCCAAAUUGGAACUCCACUUGCUCCUAAACAUAGCUUUGAAGACAAACAUACCAAUAAGAGUAAGAUGGAGCAACAAAUAAAAACGGAAAAUCCGAAAACACAACCUUUGGAUACAAAAGCUUCACGUAAUUCAGAAGAAAACCAUGGAGAAUCUGUGAAAGGCCAAGGACGAAGUGAACUUGUUAAACGAAAUAAAACACAUCAUCAGUCACUAAGAUCUAAACAAAACAAACCUCAUACAUCUAUAACUUCAAAAAAUGAUCGUAUUUCAUCUUGGGUUGAAAAUAGUAGAUAUCAAACAAGGCAACUAUUACAAGAUGGUAUGAUUGACGUCGUUCCUCAGGCUCAACCUCAAAAAUCUGAUUUGAAAAGACAUCAGUCUUUAAAUGAAAAACGGAACUCCUACAAAACUGAUGACAAAAUGAAAUAUAGGCAUUCUGAUGAUCCUUCAAAGAAGUCCAUAAAGAAGGACAGUAUAACUUCUGAUUACAUCGCUUCUAAACUACCUAAAGCACAUUACAAAUUAAAUGAUCAGAAAGAUCCUACAAAACCAUUGGAUAGUAAUCAAAUGAAUAAAAUUGAUAGUUUAAAAGAUACUCAUAAGAAAUCAAUCAUUGAAAAACAACAACAAGACCGAAAUAAUAAAGAUAAUAUUGUAAAAAUACCGGACAUAAAACAGGAAGAGAAAUAUCCAUCUAAAAGUGUGCGUAAACAACAUCCUUCCAAUGAAGUAAAUAAUCUGGAUGUCGAACAAUCUGUUGGAGAAAUUCCACAUCAUUCAAAGCAGUACAAUCCAAGUAAAAUUAAACAACCCUUAAAAGAAUGUGAUGGUAAACAGUCAAGACUAUCAAUAAAAAAGCAAGCAUAUACAAAAGAUAAUGAUGAUGAUGAUGAUGAUGAAGAAGGCAAGAGAGAAAAUCUUACAAAAAACACUGAUGAAGUAUUAAAUCAGUCGAAACAAUCCAGUGAAUUAGAUCAACAUAAAAAAAGAAAAGAUAAUGUACCAUAUCGAACAGUUGAUCGAGGUAAUCGUCAUUCGACUACGACAGAAACGCGAAGUAAAGUGACCGAUGAGCUCCCAGGUCAUAGACGCCAUCCUCCACCGCCUCUUUCUCCAAACUCGAAAGAAGAUAUACACUAUCCACGUGACGGGACUGUUAGUCGACCUCGAAUUUCAGAUGGUUCUAAAGCUGCUACUCCAUUAACUCCUACCAGACAUUCAUCAAAAAAUCUUGGUGACGAUCCAGAGAAAAGAAAAGGACAACAAAAGCUAUACGACGACGAAUUCAAAAAUGGAAAUAGAGAACCAAUGCCAUUGGAUCCCAGGAAACCAAUUACACAGUUUAAUUAUGGCAUACUUCAACAUCCAGAUGAAUAUAAUUAUUUAGCUGAAGCAGAAAAACAAAAACCAACUAUAGAUUUUGCAUCAGAAUUAUCUUAUGAUAGUAGUCUUUAUGGUAAAAUUAGCCAAGGUUCCGCUCGAAAACAACCACCAAUUAAGCAUUAUGAUAAGUAUAAGGAUAAAAAACCUGAUAAACCAUAUCGUCAUCCACCGCCACCUCAACCUACUGAUCAUGACCAAACAAAACGUUUAGACGAUAAACCAAGCCCAAAACCAGGCAGAAGAUCAGGCCAUGGAAUGGUUUCAGUUGAUGAAAAUUAUUAUGUAAAUGUACCUGGUUCAGGUCCACCAGUUAUUCGUCCACCAUACAAUGGACACAAGAGAUCACUGCAAGAUUUAAGUGAACGUUCCGGCCCUCAUAGUGCUUAUGAUCCUAGAUUGGGCGAUACAGUUAUUCAACCAAGUAAACCUAGAACCAGUGAUAGAAUAUCGGAUCAAAUGCCUGAUUAUUAUGAUCAAUAUACAUCGGAUGAAAGUGAUUAUGAUGAUUCAGGAGAAUCGGAUGAAGAACUUAGACCGCCAGCAUUACGUACAAUAACUCAGACAAGGAGACGAUCUGAACCAGAACCUUCGAACAAUUAUCCACCUGUACAAUUAAGAAAACAGUCAAAAGGACAAAAAACUGGACAGUCAAUCACAUCAAUUCGUGAUAGCCUUAUUAGUCCUGAAGGUAUGUCAAUUCCUUCCACUCCGGGUUAUGAAAAUAUUUAUGGUAUUUAUUAUAAUGAUAAAACAGGUAAAUACAUGAAAGGACUAGAUCGUGAUCAUUCAAAUGGAAUGUCACAAGAACGUAUAUCACGACCACGUUCUAAACAUACAACUGCAACAAGUCGAAGUUCUGGUUAUUACGGUGUUAAUGGUUCAAAACACAGUUUAAUAAUCAGUACAAAACGUCGAACAUUAAGUGGUUUAACUGGUACCCACCCAUCAAAACAUCGUUCCAGUUCAAUGAAUACUUUAUGGUUCGGUGAUCAUCCUGUACCAUCGGAACAUACAAUCUCGCCAGCUACACCAGUUAGAUUAUCAAAUAUACAAAUACAAGCUCAAGCAGAACUUGAACGUCGACACAGAUCAUCUUCACAUGGACAUAGUUUAGAUAGAAAAUCUAUAUAUAGCACAGGAAUGACAGAAAGUCAUUUGUCCAAAGGUUUAAGUGAUUAUCAUCAAGGUUAUGAAGGAAUUGGUUAUGCAUAUGAUAAUCGAGGAAGAUUAAUACAUGGUGGUGCAUGUUUACCUGAACGUUCAGCUAGUCGUAAACGUCGAUUAUUAGAUGGUCAUGAAAGUUUAUCAAGAGUAUGGAUACCACAAAGUGGUGAACACUAUCCAAUUAAACAAAUAUCUGAUAAGACACCUAGUUCGCUAAUGAAUCGUGAUGAACGACAAGCACAAUUGGAUAAUUCAGCGAUGGCAUUUGCUUUACGGGAUUUUAAUGCGCCUAAAAUUCGGUGAGCUCAAACAAUAUAACAGUAAUAUUCACAUUACAUCUAUAAUAUUAUCUAUCUGUCUGUCUAUCUAUCUAUCUAUCUAUCUAUCUAGACAGAAACGGGUUUCGAAUAAAUCACAUCGGAAUCAUGAUGAUGAUAAUGCUAAUAUUAAUAGUAAUAAUAAUAAUAAUAAUAAUAAUGAUAAUAAUAAUAUUAAACAUGUAACCCAUCGUACCGCUAUACGCAACAAAUCAGAUAGCAUUAAGAAACAUCAAUGCAGACCAUCCAUUCUCAAUUGUUGUAUGCGAUAGUCUUACAUUUCUUUGCUUAUAUCAUCAUGAUCAUUAUUUAUCUGAUUGGCAAUGUUUUGAUUAACCCUGAUUAUAAUUGAUUUAUUUUAUUCAUUAUUAUUAUUAUUAUAUUUUCUUAUGAUUCCAUUUAUUUUUUAAUUGAGUAAACUAAUUUCUAUACCUGCAUAGUGAUUAAUCUUAAUCUAUGGCUGUGACCUUUCAUGAAAAGUUUUGGCUUGUGUUCAGUUUUUUUUUCAAAUCUUAGUUACAUCCACAAGUUUUCUGUGUGUGUGUUUAUGUUACCCAAGCACUUAAACUAUCAACACAAAAACAGAAAACAUAUCAGUCCAGUUUAAUUUUUUCCUUUUUUUUAAUGGUUUUAACCAAGAAAUAUGAAUAAUUUGUUUGUUUAUUAUUUUGUUUUUAUUUACACCGUUUUCAAUCAGUAUAUUCCCUGAUUGCUGUGAAUAUUACCGAAUAACAAAAGCAGUUUUUUUGACUUUUAUUUUUUUUACUACUGAUUAUAGUAAUAUCAGUAGUAAUAUUAGUUCUCAGAGAUUUUAUACUCGUGUAUUUGCGUGAAUCAAAACAUAUUUCUAGAUUAUAUGUCCAUAGUAUCAUGGUUUCCUAACAUACUAUAAGGUUGGUUGUAUUAGAAGGGGGUUUUAUGGAGUGUUCUCUCACUACAAUGCUACUUGGGUUGCCUAAAAUGGAGUAGAUAAAGUGUGAUUUGAAGUUGUAACAUAUCAUUCGAAAGUCGAGUAAGUUAACCGCUAAACUAUUGGCUCUGUCACUCUGAUGAUUAUUAAAUUGACAAUUGAGAGUUGUGAGAAUCCACGACCCCACCUGCCGAGAUUCGAACACAGGACCUACUGGUUUUUUACGCGAACGUUUAAUCUCUAGACCAUUCGACGGUGUUGUUGUCUAACAUCAACUAAUCCACGAAAUUGAGCG
Schistosoma bovis is the source of this 7780-nucleotide messenger RNA. Lineage: Eukaryota; Metazoa; Platyhelminthes; Trematoda; Strigeidida; Schistosomatidae. The record is from the annotation of a GenBank genome assembly.